Messenger RNA from Drosophila bipectinata, 1012 nucleotides. It is a transcript of the gene Mic26-27, whose product is annotated as MICOS subunit 26/27. The record is from RefSeq and is a predicted model, not a curated record. Gene Ontology annotation, cellular component: MICOS complex. Lineage: Eukaryota; Metazoa; Arthropoda; Insecta; Diptera; Drosophilidae. Gene Ontology annotation, biological process: cristae formation.
GCACGUGCCCACUAAACCAAUGCGGCAUCAUGCGCCGUUAUUUCAUCAAACCGUGUCAGGCAGUCGUUCCGUGCCUUGACACAUUACGCAAUGUCUAACAAUUGAGACACCAGAACCGAUCCUGCAGUUCCUGUACUAUUUCUGACCCUGCGAGAUGCUGCGCGCGACGGCGACGAUGGGAGUUAUGGCGGCGGCGGCCGUAAAAGCGGCACCGGAGCCCCCAAAACAGGACUGCAGCCUCGUCUGCCGGCCCAGUGAGCUGCCCAUCUAUGGCACGCUGCGCAAGACACAACCGAAAGUGGAUCGCCAUCGCGACGAGACUCAGGACUCGGCGCUGCACCGCAACCUGGAGAGCGGAGUGCGAUACGUGCGGGAGGAGCUGCAAUCCGGAUACAACUCUGUUGCUGGGCAGGCCGGCGUCGUGGGCCAGUACUGGGAGACGGCUAAGGAGCACACUCGCCACACCAUCGACACAUUGAAUGAACCACAAAACUCCCUUCAUCGCAGCGGUGCUAUCGUGGUGGGCGGUCUGGCUGGAUUCAUCUUCGCCGCCCGCGGUGGCUUCAUCAAAAAGGUGGUCUAUACCGGCAUCGGUGCUAGUGCGGUGGCCUCUCUCUGCUACCCCCGACAAGCUGAGGAGAACUGCCGUGUGGUCCUGUACGAAGGUCGCAAGAUUUUCGCCGUGGCCUACAACUUUGUCAAGGGCGUGAAGCCCGGCGAGGAGGCCAUCGAUCCUAUUCAAAAGUUCCCCACCUCGCUGGAAGACCUCAAGUAUUUGGCCAGCGACCUAUACGAGGAAGCCAAAGACCUAAUCUUCCCCAAGAAGAAGUAAUUCCCCGAGGCAUCCAACUCAUCCUCACCCGACUAUCCGAUUCGGCCGUCAUGUGUGCAACGAUCCAAGCCCCAGUGCUUGGAUUCUUUUCGAAAUUGUGAAACAAAAGAAACAGAAGUUUAAUUAUGUAUGUUGUACUUGUUGCCACAUCUAUGGCAUUAAAGUUGAUAAAGUGAAAUU